AUGCUCAGAACAAACCAGCUGAGAUUCGCUAGCAGAUUUUUGAGCAGCGCUGCUACCAGAAGAAUGCCAGCUGCACUCGACUCAAGCAAACUUAAGAUCCAAUCAAUCUCGAAUCCUUCGACUCCUAAAGCUAACAAUGAAUUGGUUUUCGGCCAGAGCUUCACAGACCACAUGCUGACCGUUGAAUGGACAGAGAAAGACGGAUGGGGAACACCUUCGAUCAAGCCAUACGGGAACUUGAGUCUGGACCCUUCGAGCGCUGUGUUCCACUACGGUUUCGAGCUUUUCGAAGGUCUCAAAGCGUACAGAACUCAGGACAACAAAAUCACCAUGUUCAGACCGGACAUGAACAUGGCACGUCUAAACAAAUCGGCAGCUCGUAUCUGCUUGCCCACUGUGGAUGGCGAAGAAGUGAUCAAACUCAUGGGCAAAUUGAUCGAACAGGACAAACAUUUGGUGCCCAACGGACAGGGUUACGCCUUGUAUCUCAGACCCACGAUGAUCGGUACCACGGCGGCUCUGGGCGUUUCGUCACCAGACAGAGCACUACUUUUCGUCAUUGCUUCCCCCGUGGGUCCAUACUACAAGACCGGAUUUAAGGCUGUCAAGCUUGAGGCCACCGAUUACGCCACCAGAGCUUGGCCCGGUGGCUGUGGUGACAAGAAACUAGGUGCCAACUACGCACCAUGCGUGCUACCUCAGAAACAGGCCGCAGAGAGAGGCUACCAGCAGAAUCUGUGGUUGUUCGGCCCAGAAAAACACAUCACAGAGGUGGGCACCAUGAACGUGUUUUUCGUUUUCAAGGACGCCAAGACCGGCAAGAAGGAAUUGGUCACCGCGCCAUUGGACGGCACCAUUUUGGAAGGUGUCACCAGAGACUCCAUUUUGUCGCUAGCCAGAGAAAAACUGAACCCUGAAGAAUGGACUGUGUCUGAACGUUACUUUAGUAUCCACGAGGUCGAAGAAAAGGCUGCCAAGGGUGAAUUGGUGGAAGCUUUCGGUGCCGGUACUGCUGCUGUUGUGUCUCCAAUCAAGGAAAUAGGAUGGAACGGUAAGGACAUUAACGUUCCUUUGCAGCCAGGAAAGCAAGCCGGUGCUUUGACUGAAAAUGUGGCCAGCUGGAUAGCCGAUAUCCAAUAUGGCAGAGUCAAGCGUGGUAACUGGUCUCGCGAGGUUGCAGGACCUCUAUAA
This is a messenger RNA of Lachancea sp. 'fantastica', 1191 nucleotides long. The record is from the annotation of a GenBank genome assembly. NCBI's taxonomy places the organism in Eukaryota, Fungi, Ascomycota, Saccharomycetes, Saccharomycetales, Saccharomycetaceae.